AUGGUUGAAACAGUCGAACUCACAAGAAAAAAUGUACUUUUGCCUUCUUACCGUGGUCGUCUCACUGAGGGAUUGUGCUAUGACUUGAGAAAUAACUCUCUCCUAUGGGUGGAUAUCAUCAAUGCUGAGGCACACCGUAUCUUUUUGGACGAUGAAAAUCUAGAGAAGAGACAUCAAGUAUUGCGUUUGAGUGAGAAAGGUGAGUCAAUUGGAGCUGUUCUCAAAACCACUGAUGUGGACACCGUUUUGCUCUGUCACAAGUCAGGUGUAUCUUACGGAAACUUCAGCCUGGGCAAAAUCAAGCUGGUAGUGUCGUAUCCAUUAACCGAUGAGCAAAAAAGACGCUUGCGUUCAAAUGACGCUCAUAUCGAUCCUUUCGGAAACUUGUGGGUCGGUGUCAUGACCGACUUCCCCGUCACUAAGGUUGAGGGCGUGCAGUUUGAGGGUAUCUUGUUUAGAAUCGAUCACAAAACUUUGGAAGUGAAGGUGAUGCAGGAGAAGACAGGUAUCUCCAACGGACUUGCUUUUAGUAAGGAUGCCAGGAAGCUUUAUUGGACAGACUCUCCCACGCACCAGGUGUACUCAUUUGACUAUGACAACGAAACUGCUACAAUCUCCAACAAAAAAGUCAUUAUCAACCUCGAGGAUGCAUUCAAGACGUACAAUGUGGAAUCUCAAGGGAGCGAACCUAUUCCCGAUGGAAUGGACUUCACUGGAAACGAACGUUUUAUUCUGGCUGUAUUUGGUACAAACUCUGCUGUGGAGUAUAAUCUCCAAGGGGAAAUAGAAAAAGUCUUCAAGCUACCAGCAGAGCAGGUAACAAACGUGCUUGUAGCCGGAAGAAACGGAGACGAGAUCUUUUUCAACACUGCACACCUUGAACAUGAGGAUCUUGAUGCCGUUGUCAAGAUCGCUGACGAGAAUGAGGUCGACAUUGGCGGUCACCUAUUCAAAUACAAGGCGAAAGAGAACUUCCAGCCACGCUACCAGGAUCUUUGGAAAGGCACUGUGAACGUUUAA
Candidozyma auris is the source of this 1020-nucleotide messenger RNA. RefSeq names its product Cgr1p (gene CGR1). NCBI's taxonomy places the organism in Eukaryota, Fungi, Ascomycota, Pichiomycetes, Serinales, Metschnikowiaceae. Gene Ontology annotation, molecular function: calcium ion binding; gluconolactonase activity. Gene Ontology annotation, biological process: L-ascorbic acid biosynthetic process. Bases 1 to 1020 code for a protein of 339 amino acids. The transcript is spliced from 2 exons. The record is from RefSeq and is a predicted model, not a curated record.